AUGAAGGAACAAAUCGAGCUUCCGACGGUCAAAUUAUAUCACCUCAAGAAGCUGAGCAUGGAUGCGCACGACCAUACGGACUGGUUCGGGACUAAUACAUCGCCCGAUCUGCCUCAUCUUCCAGCAGACUUUUCGAGCUAUGCAUGUCUGGCUGCGCGGACGGUAGAGGGGAAACGGUGUCACCAUGGAGCUACCAAUGAGCAGUUCGGUGAGCACCGCAAGGCUACCUAUUGGCUUGACUGUCAUCACGAGACAAGUUUCGCUUUUUUCCUUUGA
Messenger RNA from Penicillium manginii, 276 nucleotides. RefSeq lists its product as uncharacterized. The coding region runs from base 1 to 276 and encodes 91 amino acids. The transcript is spliced from 2 exons. The record is from RefSeq and is a predicted model, not a curated record. NCBI's taxonomy places the organism in Eukaryota, Fungi, Ascomycota, Eurotiomycetes, Eurotiales, Aspergillaceae.